AUGGCGGAGCUACAGACGAUUGCGGCCGUGUUCGAUCUGUUGAAAGUCUCGUAUGAGGCUGGACGGUUUUUGAAGAAGGUUAAAGAUGCGGACAAGAUUGCGGCCGAGAUCAGUGAUCGUAUCGAACGGCUGGAAAGUGUGCUCAAAAGUGUCGAGGCUGUUCUGAAGGCGAGAGACGACCAUGCAGUGUCUAGCGGAGACGACGCCCAAGUCGCGGAAAGGAUCAAGCGAAGCGUACUUGCCUGCACUAAGACGUUGAAAGACCUGCGCACCAAGUUGGGCGGAUUCGAUGCUGCAGCUAGCCGUGACCGCGACCUGAUAGAGCGGGUAAAGAUUGCCUUUCGACAGCCAUCGAUCAACAGAAUCAAUACAGAGCUGGAAGCCAGAGUGCAGACCUUGUCCACCGACUUGUCAGUGCUGCAGCUAUUCGACCAGACUAAAAGCAAAUCAGCGCUGGACGACAACCACGAGACAGUGCUUGAAGCGAUCUCAAAACUUGGUACCCAGCUGGAAGAAGGCAACAAAUUGCUCAGCAAGCUCCUCGCUGCUCAAGACAAUGUCGCCUCGCAGCAGCCACCACCUUCUCGGGUGCCAGCUGCAGCAUCCACGCUGCCAAACAAUGAUGCAAUCGCGAGUCUCGAAGAUACGCUGCGUGGAGCUGAAGGAGUUCACGAGCACUUCACCUCUGAGUACACUGCCGAUGCCAGAUCGGAGAGGAUCAAACGCGAUGAUGCCGAGCAGAAUGGUUUGCCGUUGAAUGGGAUCACACCUUCCAUUCCAGUCAUCACAACAUCUUCGGAUGCGUUCUCAGUCUCCUCAGAUCCGGCCAGCUCCAAUCAGGAAGAGGCGACAGACCCCAUCCUCGACGAAGAUAACGAAGAUGACGAGGAGGUGUGGCCCCUCGAGAUCCUCGACAGGCAUAUCUCUGCAUACAUCGAUCGUUCUGUCAAGGACAGAGAUGCCGGCAACCUGAAUCAAGCAGAGGUCAACCUAAAACACGCAAUCAGUAGCUCGGAAACUCGUGAAAGCCGCUAUGGUGUGCUUUUCGUGGAGCGCAUUCAGCUGCAAGAAGACAUGGCAUCACUGUACCAGCACCAAAAGAAGUGGGCUGAAGCGGUGAAGACCGUACAUCAUCUGCUGCGCGAGAGAUCUUCUUCGGACGCUUCCGGUAACAGUCAAGCUGCCGGUUCUGUCGGCCUCGUCGAGGCACGACAGCAUCAACACCUUGCGUCCAUCUACUACGAGCGACACUACAGCGAAUCGACUGGCGGGCUCAGCCUCACAACCGAGGACAUCGAGAAAGCCGAGUCACAUGCCAGAAAAGCUUUCAACAAGCAGUGGAAGGUGUUCAAGGGCCGAGAUAAAUCGCCCGAUGAAGCAGCUCAGCACAACGCGUGCAUCACCAUCCUCGUCCGCAUCCUUGAGACCAGAGACAAGACUGUGGAAGCCAACGAGAUGCGUAAGCUGCUGAUCAAAGGAUCGUCCAUGGCGAGUGAUAGUCUUCGGCGGAUCUCCACUACCCAUGCUCCUGUGCAAAGAGAGUGCACUGCCGCUGACAAGCAUGACACCUUGAUCGAGGCGAUCAAGUCAGGCAAUAUCGAGCAGAUACAGACCUCGCUGGAUGCAGAUGAUUUGAACCUCGAGCAUUUCGACAGACAAGGGAAGACUUUCUUGGUGCAUGCUGUCGAGAGCAAAGACGAGGCGACCGUGCAUAAGCUGCUAGAUCCAGAAGUUGGGGCGUCGGUCCACACUGCUAACAGGCGUGGUCUCACGGCCCUGCAUUUUGCCGCAAUGGGAGGCUUUCACGAUAUGACCAGAUGUCUCCUACACCACGAUGCCGAGAUCGAGCCUAGAGAUAAGAAGGGCGAAACUCCAAUCAUCAAGGCCGUCCUCGCUGGCGAUACCAAGAUGGUACAGAUCCUCGCUGACACACUGGAAGACAGCCUGAUGACCAAAGGAGGUGACGAAUGGAGUGUGUUGCACUACGCAGUCCAGAAACCGAACAGGGAGAUGAUCGAUUUGCUUUUAGAGCUUGCACCAGAUCUCAAGGACGCCGUGGACCAACGAGGACAGACGGCCCUGCACCACUGCGCCGACUUCGAACGACUGGAACAAGUCCAUGCUCUACUAGAGCACGAACAUGCUCUAGACGUCAAUGCCACUGACUCUGUGUCCCGAUCUCCGCUCUAUUUGGCAGCAACCAAGCCGCCCACGCCACGACGCGAGAAUGUCGUGCGGAUAUUGUUGCGUAAGGGCGCUCGACUGGACGAACAUCGACCCCCUCCAAGGAUGCGCGACUAUAAGCUGGGUACAUCGCGGCGGGAUAGCACGCUGUCACGCACCAGUGUGAGCACGUCGGGUACUUUUGGUACGACUUCGACAAGUAGGUCCAAGGUCUCCAGAAUAGCCGGACGACUUGGCUUGCGAUGA
Messenger RNA from Fulvia fulva, 2430 nucleotides. RefSeq names its product Putative ankyrin repeat protein. The transcript has a single exon. The record is from RefSeq and is a predicted model, not a curated record. Bases 1 to 2430 code for a protein of 809 amino acids. Gene Ontology annotation, molecular function: protein binding. Lineage: Eukaryota; Fungi; Ascomycota; Dothideomycetes; Mycosphaerellales; Mycosphaerellaceae.